This is a messenger RNA of Trematomus bernacchii (emerald rockcod), 1170 nucleotides long. RefSeq lists its product as uncharacterized. Bases 64 to 987 code for a protein of 307 amino acids. NCBI's taxonomy places the organism in Eukaryota, Metazoa, Chordata, Actinopteri, Perciformes, Nototheniidae. The transcript is spliced from 2 exons. The record is from RefSeq and is a predicted model, not a curated record.
GAGCGGGGCCGAGCGAGGCCGUGUAGUGGAAACGCGCCAUUAGAUGCAGACACAGCUUUCAGGAUGCGUCACCUAGAGCUGCAGACAGGUUCAGUGGGGUCCUCUUCGGGUACACAACCAUUGUCAGGUUCUGAUGCUCCUUUUGAUGUUGGUAACAAUAUUCAGCUGGUUCCAGUAUUUCGUGAGUCUGAAGUUGAGUCAUACUUUGUUGUGUUUGAGCGCAUUGCUGCUGCUUUGCAAUGGCCCAAAGAUGUGUGGGCCAUACUGUUACAGUGCAAGUUAGUUGGUAAGGCUAAGAUGGUUUGCUCUUCUCUUCCUGUUGAAGAUUGUAUUGUGUACGAAAAAGUUAAAUGCGCUAUUCUUAAAGUGUAUGAGCUUGAGCCUGAGGCUUAUAGACAGCGUUUUCGUGGCCUAAAGAAAACACCUGGCCAAACUUUUGUAGACUUUGCAAUGGAGAAGAGCAAGCUAUUCAACCGAUGGUGUAAGGCAUCAAAGGUUGACGACUUAACUUCAGUUUGUGAUCUCAUAGUGCUGGAGGAGUUUAAAAACUGUCUCCCAGAACAUACUGUUUUAAAUGAACGAAAAAUAACCUCCUUGCAGCAGGCUGCCUCCAUGGCGGAUGAGCUGGUGCUAAUGCACAGUGGUGUUUUGGCUCAGAGCGAUUCUCCUCAUCGUGUUGGUUUCUGGAAAGCUUGUAACAGGCGUGCCACACAUGCUCAUUCUGUUUCUCUUCCAGGACCCAAGAAAAAGAGAUUGUGUUUCUUUUGUCUUGACCCUGGUCAUCUAGUGGCAGAGUGUAUAGCUCAGAAGAAGCAGGUGGCAGCUUCCAAGCGGUCUGUCGAAAAGCCAAGAGACCAGCACCCACUUGCAAUGCGACAGAGUGCUUCCUCUGCUGCCAGCCGGCGGGCUGCCUUCUCACUCCAACCCCUGGCUUCUGGGAAGGGCACGCCCCCCACUAUGACCCUGCACCUGAAACUGGGUCGGUGAAGUGCGCCGUCAUGCAUGGUGGGGGUGUAGUUGAUCCCCAAUUUGGCAUGUUGUUCAAAACUAUUAAGCGAGUGAUGUGUGUGUUGGGCCCGUGUUGGCUGCUUGUGAGCGGUAUAACGUGUGUUUUAUGGGGGGGGGGUGUUAUGUGCCGUAGUGUUUGUGUGUGUGUCUCUCUCUCCCUCU